GUGUUAUCAGUGUGUGUAGUGUGACACGUAGAGAAUCUGAUGUAACUCACAGUGUAUACGUUAUUAUUUUUCUUGUGAUAUGUAUUCGUAUUAUUCUCUUGAUAGUUCUAGUUAUAUUACUCAUGUAUACGACCUGAAUCCAACCUACUUUGGUUCCUGAGUUGGUUAUAGUUUAUAUUUAAACUUAUUUACAGCUCUAGUGACAAUUUUGUGAGUUGACAAGUUUCAAACACGCGGGUUUCAUUUUUGGAUGUAGUUCAAACGUAUGACUUAAAAACGUGGUUUUAAAUUCUUAGUCUGUAAAGUAAAUAAUUCAAAAUUUGUAAUUAUGCCGGUUGUGAGUCGUGGGCUGCUGUUGUCAGCGAUUGUGUCAGUAUUUGCAUUGCUGUGGGCGACUGGCAGCGCUGACCUGACUGAUGACCAACUCAAGGCGAUGGAAGCAGUGAAUGUAAAGCAGAUGCUGAAGAACGAAAUCAAGAUGGGCGCCAAAGAACACAGAAGGCAGGGAGUUAGGAAGUAUGAAGGGGAAGUAGAGCAGACGGAGCAGAACUACACGCAUCCGUUUUUCAAACCAGGGAUUGUGAAUGAGAUUAGGUAUUCAUACAGAAAAUAUCGUGAAAUGAUUUUCUUAAAAGAAGGUAAGUUCUGGAUGGGAACCAACGAUCCAGAUUCUAAAACUGGUGAAUAUCCAAUGAGGAAUGUGGCAGUCAAGAGUUUCUACUUCGAUACGAAUCCUGUCAUAAAUGCAGAAUACUGGGCUUUUCGUGCACAGAAAAAGUUUGUGAAAUCAGAAGCUGAAAAGAAAGGUUGGAGUUGGGUAGUUGAUAUGUUUCUAAGUGACGAGACACGUGACUACUAUAGUAUGCCUGGAGCCCGUGGUUGGUCAGCAGUGAAAAAGGCUAGCUGGGAUAAACCUGAAGGCCCAGACUCCAACCUGGAAGAAAGAUGGAAGCAUCCUGUUGUUCAUAUUAGCUGGUACGAUGCCAAAAUGUUUUGUGAGUUUCAUGGUAAGAGAUUACCAACAGAACCUGAGUGGGAGUAUGCUGCCAGGGCUGGGGUGAAAAAUCGUGCAUACCCCUGGGGAGACAACUGGGAAAGAAGGAGAGCUAAUGUUUGGCAGGGGGAUUGGCCUUAUGAAAAUCGUAAAGCAGAUGGCUAUGCCAUAACUUCACCAGUUGAUGCCUACAAACCACAAAAUCUUAUUGGUCUGUAUGAUAUGAUCGGCAAUGUUUGGGAAUGGACAUCAUCAUCUUACGUUGAACGAGGUGUCCAGCCACAUCUUCAGUCCAGUAUGGUUGUACUAAAAGGGGGAUCCUAUGUUGAUUCUGUAAAUGGAAAGAUCAAUGCUGCUGUUAGAAAUGGUCAGAGAAUGGGUCAGAAACAAGAUUAUACUGCAGCCAAUGUUGGCUUUAGAUGUGCCAAGAGUGCUCCAGAAUUUGAUACCACCACUACAAGCACUGUCCAAACAACCACUCCCUAUAAGGAGAGAGUGCCAAAAUUUCAUAGGAGAGAGAAAAAUAAAGAUGAGCUCUGAACAGAACAAGUAGAAUAGGAUGCAAUCGUUUAAAAAAUUGUUUUCAUUUAUCUAUAAAAGUGAGUUUUAAAGAUGCACACAUAAUUUUUUAUUUCAACAUUGCUUUUUAAGUUGUAAAUGAAUGUUGUAAUAAAGCAACUUAAUUUGAUAAUAUUUAUUACUUAAUAAUUCUAUUUCUUAAUGAACACAUAUUCUUUUUUCUUGAGUUUUGGUUUUAAAAAAUAGCUGUUAAUUUUUCUAAACAAACUACCCUUUCCAAUAAUGACAGCCAAUGAAUUAGCUCUAAACAUAUUUGCCCCAUCCCAUUUUGUUUGCAGGUCUGUCUUGAUUUCUACUAUAUUUCAAACAGUUUGAAUACCCACCAUUUGUCUGUCAGCUUAAUUAUUGUUAGCAAUGUAUAAUCAAAUUCAAGACAGCAGUGACGUACUAGGUGUCAACAUCUGUCCUGUUAUUUCUACAAAAUCUAAUGUAAUUGCUAAUUAUAUAAGAACUUAUACAAUACUGUCCUAGGAAAACUAUUACUUGAUUAUAGCACAAUGCAAGGUUGUAUAUUUGCAUUUGAGUAUAUGUUCAUACAAAUGGGAUUUCUAUGUUUUUGGUCUUUGUUUUUUUUAAUGUAAAAUGUAUUGAAUCUCAUAAAAGCACAAUGUAUGCUAUUACACUAUAUGUAACUGACAGUCCUACAAACCCAUUAGGCAACAGCCUAAAUUCCACAAAUUGCCAUGAUAGAAAGUAUUAACCACUUAUUUUUAGAAGCACCUUUAAAGUAACAACAAAUAGUUGACUGAAGAAUAUUUAUUAUCUGAAUUGCCAUCACAUAUUUAUACUUAUGUAAACAUUUCAAUAAUCUGAUUGGUUUCUUGCAAUGUCCUUAUCUUUCAUUCUUCUUUGAAUGGGUUCAUUGUUAGAAAUUAUUUUCCUUGCAAUAAUUGUUUAAGAAUGUUAAAAUGCUUGUAGAUUUAUACAAUUUUUGGUCAAGUUUUUGUAUGGAUGUGUAGUAAUAAUUGUUAUAUGCCAUGCAUUAAUUAAUUAAUUUUAAAUAAAGCAUGUAAUGUGUAA
Messenger RNA from Biomphalaria glabrata, 2593 nucleotides. RefSeq names its product inactive C-alpha-formylglycine-generating enzyme 2-like. Lineage: Eukaryota; Metazoa; Mollusca; Gastropoda; Planorbidae. Gene Ontology annotation, cellular component: endoplasmic reticulum. The record is from RefSeq and is a predicted model, not a curated record. The transcript is spliced from 9 exons. The coding region runs from base 329 to 1534 and encodes 401 amino acids.